Drosophila gunungcola (fruit fly) is the source of this 1206-nucleotide messenger RNA. RefSeq names its product thioredoxin-related transmembrane protein 2 homolog. The transcript has a single exon. The record is from RefSeq and is a predicted model, not a curated record. Bases 93 to 926 code for a protein of 277 amino acids. Gene Ontology annotation, molecular function: oxidoreductase activity. Gene Ontology annotation, cellular component: cytoplasm. Lineage: Eukaryota; Metazoa; Arthropoda; Insecta; Diptera; Drosophilidae.
AAUUGGCUGUCAAAAGCAGAAAAAGAAAAACUCGGGAAAUUGUUAAUUAAAAACGUGACCCACAUCAGCCCACUUAGCCCCCGGACUCAGAGAUGACGUGGAAGAAGCAGCUGGCGCUGCUGGCCAAGCCCUACUACUGGGUGAACAUCCUGCUGGCCAUUUCGUACAUGCUGGCCAAGAAGACGCAGUUCAUCUGCACCCGCCUCUUCAAUCUCAUCGGAGAGGACGAAGACUGCGACUUGGACAGUCGCGAGGUGGAGAUCCUGUUCUUCCUGCUAAUCGUGGUGAUGAUACGGUCGCGCAAGACUGGCAGCGUCACCAUGAUCAACUACCUGGCCUCGUCGUUCCUCUACACAAAGGUGGCCAACGCCAUCCUGUGGGCCUACGCGGAUUUUCGCUACGGCCUGGGCUUCCUGCUGCUGUGCGUCCUGGUGGGCAUGGUGCUGCCGGAGCCCUCGUACCGCGGUCCCGAACACAUCACCUACUUCCGCACCGCACAGGUCUUUGAGGAGGAGUUGCUGCGGGACAAGCGCACCACCUGGCUAAUCUGUUUCUAUACGGUGUGGAAUCCCAGCUGCGUCAACUUUGCUCCCAUCUUUGCCGAGCUCUCGGCGGAGUACAACACGGACCAUCUGAAGUUCGGCAAGAUCGACAUCGGACGAAUCCCGGACGUGGCCCAGAAGUACGGCAUCGCGGACCACAGCUAUUCGCGCCAGUUGCCCACUGUGAUCCUUUUCCAGCAGGGCAAGGAGUCGGACCGACGUCCCUGCACGGACUCCAAGGGCAAACUGCAGAAGUUCUUCUUCUCCAGCGACAAUGUGCGCGCCACUUUCGGUCUGAACCAGCUUUAUAAAGAGGCCGUGGAACGCCUGCCCUCCGCGCCCAACAAGGUCAAGGAGGGCAAGGAGGUCAAGAAGGUCCAGUAGGCUGACUGACCCGCCAUCUCAUUUCUGCGUGCACGUGCUAAUAUCUGUUAUUCGUUUAGUUCUUAAUUUAUUUUAACUUAUUGAGGCGACAGCGACCUCAACUGCCACCGCCACAGACACGUACAAUUGCACUAAUAAUUGUAUCCAACUCGAAACUCAAACGUGCCCUCGUCGCGUUGAAAUUGUGUAAAUUAUUUGUGCGGUCUUGCAUUUGCGUAUUUAAUUUGUAGCUAAUCAUGAGGUACCAAAUAUAUUUAAAUAUAUGGAAUGAGUCAACGAA